Funneliformis mosseae is the source of this 263-nucleotide messenger RNA. The record is from the annotation of a GenBank genome assembly. Lineage: Eukaryota; Fungi; Glomeromycota; Glomeromycetes; Glomerales; Glomeraceae.
CUAAUGAAUUGAAUAAAACAUUUCUAAAAUGGUAUCGACCAAAUAAUGAAAACGAUAAUGCUGAAUAUCGUAAGCAAUGCAAAGAAGCAGAUGAUCAUAAUAGUUUAUAUUUCAAAUCAAAAACAAAAACAUCAAAUACUUUAACACAUGUACUUACAAGUAAACGUUUAGAUGUUAAAGAUCUUCUUGAACGACAUUCUCUAACUGCCACAGAUUUUUCAGAAAUAAUUCUAAAAAUUCAAGUAACGGAAUUGAAUCUUUAG